CAGUACGAGAUUGUACACAACAGUCAAGCAGAAUUGUUAGAAUUUAAAAAUAUACUCUACUUGUAAAACUAUAGUAUAUUUCUAAAUUUAUAAGGAAGAUCACCUGUUUGCUUUGUUCCUAUGUAAAACUGUAGUUAAUAUUUAAAUAAAUUUUACAUAACGCCUACAACACAUAACAAUGUCAACCGAAGGACUUAGCUCAGUUAUAGCUAAUUACUUUGACAAAGGUAUUAUUUUAGUAAUUGCAGACUUACUUAGUCUUAUAACAGUGUCGUCAUGUCUGGUUAUAAAAGUACCUCAAAUAAAUACAAUUAGAGAAAAUAAGUCAUCAAAAGGUAUAAGUGUUAAUGGCUUGUGUCUGGAACUUUUUAGUUACACGGUUAUGAUGUCAUAUAAUUACAGUAGCGGCUAUGAGUUCCUUUCAUACAUGGAGUAUGUCCUAUUAUUAAUACAGGAAUAUGUGCUUAUUUAUUAUACUUUUAAAUAUCAGAAUCUGCUGGGCCAGAAAACUAAAAUUAUGACUGUGGUUUAUAUUAUAAUAGCAACUUUAAUCUAUUUCAAAAUAUUUCCUGUUAUAAUACUCACUUUUCUAGUGGUAAUAAGACAACAGCACACACAGCAGAAUAUGCAACAACAACAAGGGUUUUUAGCACAAAAGGAUAUUUUGACAUGGUUCCGAAAAAUCAAAUGUCUAGAUAAGGAUCAUGAUGCCACAGCUUUUAUAGCAUCGGUAGAAGCCGUCAUGGAACUAUGCUUAUCAGACAAUCAUCAACUAAUGAAACUUGCUAUGACCAUCAUAAUUAAUUAA
Messenger RNA from Teleopsis dalmanni, 808 nucleotides. Its product is annotated as mannose-P-dolichol utilization defect 1 protein homolog 1-like. Bases 179 to 808 code for a protein of 209 amino acids. The transcript is spliced from 4 exons. NCBI's taxonomy places the organism in Eukaryota, Metazoa, Arthropoda, Insecta, Diptera, Diopsidae. The record is from RefSeq and is a predicted model, not a curated record.